Molecule: messenger RNA, 3873 nt
Organism: Closterium sp. NIES-65
Lineage: Eukaryota; Viridiplantae; Streptophyta; Zygnematophyceae; Desmidiales; Closteriaceae
Source: the annotation of a GenBank genome assembly
AUGCGGAGAUUCCGUGAGACGGCCCGCCUCUUUCCAAUGGCGGCGCUGGCCGUCGUUGUGGCCCUUCUCUCUCUCGCCUCUCUGUCACAAUCCGCGCCGCCGUGCCUCCUCCCCCGAGUGCUGAUCAACGUGACGCGCGAGUCCGACCUCUACCUUCGAAAGAACUACCCCGCCAAUCAGUACGUGACGAUGGUACUCAAGGCGAGCAUAAACCUGACGGACACCUUUGUGAUGGACGCGAAAUUCAGCUGCACCGUCUUCCGCUCCGAUAUAGACCGCGCCUUCGACCUCAUCUCACCUUCUGUCAAACCCGCCUUUGACCUCAUGUCGCCCUCCGUCAAGUAUGUGCUGCUUCUCUCCACCCCUCUCCACCGCUCUCCACAGCUCUCUACUCCGCUCUCCACUCGCUCUCCACUCUCCACCGCUCUUUACCGCUCUCUACGCCGCUCUCCACCACUCUCCACCCCGCUCUCCACCGCUCCCAGCUCUCCACUGCUCUCCACCAACUCUUCCUCUCUCUCCACUUUCUCAUGCCGCCAUGUGCUCACCAUGGUAACGAAAAUCGUCAACACCAACAAUGUGUUGGUGAUUGGAGUGAAUUUCAAGAUGCCCGUUUCGACUGUCGGGCAGCUGGACUGCAAUUAUCUCGAGACUCGCUAUAUCGACUUCAUCGGCAAAUACGCUUGCCCUGCUGUGUGGCUGUACCGAGUGUGGGGUGUACAAGUGGUGCAGGGCAACGUGUACGGGCGGGUGGAGGUGGCACGGGCGAACCACUCGCGGGUCGACUCAAUGGACGUGCUCGUGAAGGCCACCAACCAGCCCGGAGCCAUUGUGGUGAUGCUGUCAGGGGACGGGCCAAACCUCAUUCGGAGUAACGUGGUUAUAUCCAACAACAACGUCCGCACGGAGGGCACCAUCGGGCAGGGCGCCGCUGUUGGCAUAAUGCUAUAUCGGGGAGCAGUGGGAGUGGACGUCAUCGGCAAUCGCAUAUCGCACUUCUCCCUUGCAAGCCUGCAGCUGGGGUGGGGGCAGAGCAACGUGGGAGACGCAAUGCUCUCCCUGGUCACCAAAAACGAUAUCGUUCACGGGUUCGGCCAGCUGGGGGAUAGUGCGGGUAUUUACCUCGACACGCACUGGGUAAACCCCGGGAAUGUCCUCCGAUGCAACUACGUGCAGCGGGGCGGGCACUGCUUGUAUCUCGACUGGGUGUCGUCUGGAACGAUCGUGGAUGGGCUCGUGUGUGAGCAGACUGCCGAUGGGAUGAAGCUUAACACGGGCAAGAAUAACGAGGUGCGCGGAAUGGUGAUUAUAGACAGCAAGGAGCCGCUAGCAGGGUACAUCUCGUGCCAGAAUUACGGAGUGAACAACUGCGACAAGCCCAACGGGAUCAAGUGGAACAACGACCUGCUCACCUACUACCAGACGCCAGGGAUCAAGAAGCUCUUCCCAUUCCUCACCAACUUCUGCAAAAAGACCUCCAUCAAUAAAAUCAACUGCAACGAAGGCAGUUCGUCCACUCCCGGGCCUUCCGCCACAGGUAGAUGUUCCGGGCUGCCCACCGAAAACAUUGCCGAGAUCGUAACAGCCACGACUGAUAAUUCCACCCGCCUUGUUAUCAUCCAUUCCAACUGCGCUCCUUUCACCGCCGUGCCCAAGUUAAACAAGCUGACCUACCUGCCCGUGAAACUUGGCGCUGCGGGGUUCAAGAGCGUGAAGAACCGUGACUACAGCCUGAUUUCCGCUUCGCCAAUUCUGAAAAAGUUUUCUUCUUUUCGGAGCUGCCCGGUGAACGAGAUUGGCCCGCAGAACGUGUCCUACGCUACAUAUUUCAACCUUUUCAACCUCGCUAUGCCAGUCAUGAAGCCGAUCGCCGCCAAGCCUGCGUCCAUUGCAAAGCCCGGGAGCAUAUCAAGCCUUGCGGUGUAUGGAGGCGGGGAAGUGUCUGGUGAUGUGACGCUACAACCGAAUCCAUAUGCUACAACCAAGUGGAUGACCGCGGGGCCGUGCACAGUGAGCAAUCCGGUUCCCGAGAUCAACAUCGCAGCAGAGGCCGACUUCGCCAAGCGAACCAAAUACCCAGCCACGCAGCUAGUGCGCAUGUUUCUGACGAAGGACUUGAAGGUGAAGAAUCCGUUGGUGCUGGACGGCAAGUUCAACUGCACCGUGCUGCGCUCCAAAGGCACCAAGAAAUUCACGCUCUCCGCCACCGAUAAGAAUUACCCUCCCAUGCGAAUAGUCUUCGCCAGCAACAUCCUCGUUAACGGCAUCAACGUGAGAGGUUUCGCACCAUUGGCUUCCAAUCCCGACUGCCAGUAUCUCGAAACACGUUACAUUGACUUCAUCGGCAAGUGGAAAUGCCCCGCGAUCUGGCUGUAUCGCGUAUGGGCGGUCCAGGUCACGCAGGGACGAACCUUCGGCCGGAUCGAAGUAUCCCGCGCGUCGCACACGCGCAUCGACUCCAUGACCGUUAACGUCCACCCGUUAGAUUACCCCGGGGCGAUCGUCGUCAUGCUGUCCGGCGACGGGCCAAACCUCAUCCGCAGCAACGUGCUUAUAACGAACAACAACAUGAUCGCGCAGGGACCGUCCGGGAAAGGCGCGGAGAUCGGGCUGAUGCUGUAUCGAAACGCGGUGGGCGUGAACGUGUUUAACAACCGCAUCUCGGAGUUUUCGCUUGCGAGCCUGCAGAUCGGGUUCGGGCAGUCGAACGUGGGUGACGCGAUGCUGAGUAACGUGAUGCGGAACAACAUGGUGCACACGUUCUCGACGCUCGGCGACUCGGCGGGGAUUUACAUGGACACGCACUGGGUGAACCCUGGGAAUAUCCUGCGGUGUAACUAUGUGCGGAGAGGCGAGCACUGCUUGUACCUCGACUGGGUGUCGUCUGGAGUUAUCGUGGAUGGGCUCGUGUGCGAUCGGACGGCUGACGGCCUCAAGCUUAACACCGGGAAAUACAACCACAUACAAGGCAUGGUGGUGAUUGACGCGUCGGCGUUCUCAGCAGCGUACAUCUCAUGCCAGAACUACAACGUGAACAACUGUAACCAGCCCAACGGCAAGAAGUGGAACGACGAGCUGAUCAAGAACUACCAGACCCCGGGGAUCAAGAAGUUCUUUCCCUAUCUCACUAAUUUCUGCGCCAAGAAAGCACUUUACAACAUCAACUGCAACCAGGGGAGCCAGUACGGUGCUGCUGUCACCGGUGGCUGCUCAGGCCUUCCAACCGAGAAUUACGCGGAAAUCGUCACGGCGAUGACCGAUAAUUCCACCAAGUGGGUGUUUUAUCAGGACAACUGCAAGCCGUUCCCGGCAGUCCCGAAGCUGAACACGCUGCGGUAUUACUCGACUUCGCUGGCGAAAGCUGGGUUCAAAAACGUCAAGGCGAUGGAUUUUGCCCUGACCAAGGGAUCGCCGAUCAAGAAGGCGUUUCCGCAGUUUCGAAGCUGCCCGACGAAGCUGGGCGGCCCGAAACAGGUGAAUUUUCAGUCGUACAUGAAUUUAUUCAACAUUGCCAAGCCAGCGGAGAAACCGAUUACAAGCAUUCUCACGUACACGUUCAAGCCGGGCAAGUCAAACACGAAUCCUGCUUCCGUCGCCAGCGUCGCGAGUACCAGUGAUGGCAGCUUUGGAGAUACCGCGGUGAUGGCGACUGCUGUGGACGAUGAUGAGAGCAGCAAAUUGGUGGUUCUCCAGUCCACCGAGAAUGCUGAUGAGCCAAUCGUGCGAAAUGCGGCGAUGGAUAGGAGCCAUUGGACCCCCGAGCUCGCGAGGGAAAUGAACCCGAGUUACAUGAGGGCGUUGGCGAAGCGUCGACGAGCUCGAGGGAGGGUUCCCCCGCACGUUGGAAUCAGGGUGUUGCCCAAAGCUGCUUAG